CUUUGCUUACUUCCGUACACAAAUGCUGAUGACGUGUGCCUUCAGCGCUACUCGGAGCUAGCUAACUUAGCUCUCCGUAGUUGCACGCCGAGGCGCAAUUAACACAUAAUAAUAAUAAUAAUAAAGACUAAAGUAAGCGAGUACUUUAUCAAGAGGCAGUCAAAGAUGGAGACGCUUUACCACCAGACAAACAAGAAAAUCCAGGAGGUCCAGUCGCUCAUGGGCAAUCUGGAGAUGACAGAUCGUCAAUCAGUUCACUUGUUAGAGAAUGAACUCCAGGCUCGAAUUGAGCAGAUCUUCAACCACUUGGAGCGUCUGGAGAUCCUGGCCAGCAAGGAGCCGCCCAACCGCCGCCAGAACGCCAAACUGCGCGUGGACCAGCUCAAGUACGACGUCCAGCACCUGCGCACCGCCCUGCAGAACUUCCAGCACCGACGCUACACCCACGAGGCCCAGGAGCGAGAGCGGGAGGAGCUCAUGAGCCGGACCUUCACCACUAAUGACGCCGACACGUCCAUCCCAAUCGACGAAACAUUGCAGCUCAACUCCAACCUUCACAACGCGCACCGAGGCAUGGACGACCUGCUGGGCAGCGGCAGCAGCAUCCUCAACGGGCUCAGAGAUCAAAGAUCGUCGCUCAAAGGGACCCACAAAAAGAUGCUGGACGUGGCCAACAUGCUGGGCCUGUCCAACACGGUGAUGCGACUCAUCGAGAGGCGAGCCACCCAGGAUAAGUGGAUCAUGAUCGGAGGGAUGCUGCUGACGUGCGUCUUCAUGUUCCUGGUAGUACGAUAUUUGGGCUGAACCCAGAAAUAGACUCCUCCAACCCCGCAACUCCACCCCCCCCCCUUUUUUUUUUUUUUACACAGCAAUUUAUUUUUAUCAUGCCAUUGUAGUUGUCAGCAGUUGCACCUCCAUAACAGUAUUAUUAUUUUACUGUACCUUCAUCAUGCAAGAUCCACUCCUUUUGAAAUACAAGAUCUGAAAUGUUUUUUUUUUUUUUAGGGGGGAAUAAAUCAACCACAAUUGGUUACAAGAUUAAAAUGUUAUGUAACUUUCAUUACGGUGAGGAAAAAUAAAAUUGUAAUUGUACAGUACAUUGUCACGAGUUACAGUUGACGCGAGUCUCACUAUGUGAGUGUUUAAUACUUAAAUAAAACUUGUAAUGUU
Messenger RNA from Syngnathoides biaculeatus (alligator pipefish), 1170 nucleotides. It is a transcript of the gene gosr2, whose product is annotated as golgi SNAP receptor complex member 2. The record is from RefSeq and is a predicted model, not a curated record. NCBI's taxonomy places the organism in Eukaryota, Metazoa, Chordata, Actinopteri, Syngnathiformes, Syngnathidae. The transcript is spliced from 6 exons. Gene Ontology annotation, molecular function: SNARE binding; SNAP receptor activity. Bases 166 to 804 code for a protein of 212 amino acids. Gene Ontology annotation, cellular component: Golgi apparatus; late endosome membrane; ER to Golgi transport vesicle membrane. Gene Ontology annotation, biological process: vesicle fusion; intra-Golgi vesicle-mediated transport.